UAAAAUCAGUAUCAGUAGUAUUAUUCUAAGAAACAGUACUUCCAUUAGUAAAAAUGAAAUUCUUCGUAGCUGUUUUGUUCGCCGUCGUUGCUUUAGCUGCCGCCGAUGUAAGCCAUUUGGAUAGAUCAUAUUUGCCACCUCAUGGUGCUGCCAGCAGCACUCAUGAACAUUACGAAUCGGCUCCUUCUAGCUUUGGUUCUUCUUCGGGUUCAUUUAAAUCUGGCUCUAGCUUCUCUGCUCCUGAAUCUGCUUCUGAUAGCUCUAGCAGUUUCAGCAGCCGUAGUGGUUUCUCUUCCGAUUCCAGCUUCUCUGCUCCCGAAAGUGCUGCUUCCUUCACUUCUUCCAAAAAGUCCGAAUACAAGGCACCUGUUUCCAACUCCAUCGAUUCUGACUUCAGCUACUCGGCCCCUGAAAGUGCUGCAUCUACCUCCUCUUUCAAGACCACUGAAUACAAAGCACCCGCUUCGGGUUCCUUCAAAUCUGGCUCCAGCUCCUUCAAAUCCGACUCUAGCUUCUCUGCUCCCGAAAGUGCUGCUUCUUUCACCUCUUCCAAGACUACUGACUACAAGUCACCCUCAUCCAGUAGCUCCUUCAAAUCUAGCUCCAGCUACUCUGCCCCUGAAACUGCUUCCUCUUUCACCUCCAAGCAAUACUCUGCUCCCGACAGCUCUGACAGUUUCAGCAGCCGCAGUGGAUUCUCCUCCGAUUCCAGUUCUUUCAAUUCCGGUUCCAGCUUCUCUGCUCCUGAAUCAGCAGCUUCCCACUCUGCUCCCUCUUUCGCCGACUCCAGUUUCUCUGCUCCACACACUGCUGCCUCUGGUGUUGAUACCCAAUAUGCUGCCGAUGGUGGUUAUGUUUACUAAACUUGAAAAUCAAAAGUGACAAUAAAACAAUUUAAAAAUAUUGAUACAAAUAA
Molecule: messenger RNA, 916 nt
Organism: Lucilia sericata (common green bottle fly)
Lineage: Eukaryota; Metazoa; Arthropoda; Insecta; Diptera; Calliphoridae
Product: dentin sialophosphoprotein-like
Exons: 2
Coding region: 54-863 (269 amino acids)
Source: RefSeq, a predicted model, not a curated record